UUUUUUUUUUAAUACUAUUCCACACCAACAAACACGACCCGUGGCGCAGCGAUGGGAUUAGGGCACAUUCUUGCCACUUCUAAAAAAGGGCAAUGAUCUUUCCCUCCUCAGCAAGCAAACAGCAGGCAACAAGGCCUUCAACUUGUCAUCUCAAUGAGUCAUAGCCCGGUUCCAUGCGGAUUGUUCAAUUGGCUUAUGAACAAGUGUUGUCUGUGUCUGUCUUCCCUAAUUGUUGUCGUGUGCAUUUCCCUGUUUCAGGGCUCAACUUCUUCUUUUUCUCUUAAUGUUUCUUUAACAAUGUAUUUUUUCCUUCUCUGCUCUUCGUCCAUGUAUUCCACAUUUUUCUUUUUUUCUUUCACAAAUCAUCACAUGCUCAUUCACGGAGUCAAAGGCGCAACACACGGGCACUGACACGCAUAAAAAAAAAAAGCGUUUGUCAAUCAAUGCUUCCGGUCAGAACACAAAUUAAAAGACUCCCAUCAUCCCAGUCUUUUUCUUUUCCUUUUCUUGUGCCAAGAGCCCCUGGAUUUGAACCCAUCAUAUCGAUCACCAAUUUUCAUGUUUUUUUUUUAUUUUAUUUUAUUUUUUUUUUCCUCUGUACAAAUCUUUCUCUUUCUCUUUCUUUUUCUUUCAAUAUCAUUUUUAUCAAACACUAAUAGUUUACAAGGCAUAAUCGAGAUCUUAGCAAGCAAUCUAAAAAAAAA
Molecule: messenger RNA, 704 nt
Organism: Lobosporangium transversale
Lineage: Eukaryota; Fungi; Mortierellomycota; Mortierellomycetes; Mortierellales; Mortierellaceae
Exons: 1
Coding region: 154-411 (85 amino acids)
Source: RefSeq, a predicted model, not a curated record